AGCACAGCAAGCAUCUCUACGCUCGUUGAGAUGCGUCGCCCACUUUGUCGCCCGUGAUGCCGGAGUACUUCUUCCAUCUAUCCUUCGAGCUCCAUUCUUCUCGCUCUCCCGCAGACGCGACCUUCCUUCCGCCACCACAGACCAACAUCUUCACGUCAAAGCUCCCAGCGCAUAGGCAAGCACUGUGGAGCUCAGCGACGCCGGUGCCUAGAACGUACAGCGCUGCAAGUGCUUCUAAACAUCGAAGGCUCAGCCAGCGCACACGACUCUCGCUUUCCGAGCACCACGAUAGUCCCGUUCCUGUCGACCAAGUACCUACAAAGAGCGGCCAGGAAAUCUCCCAGAAUAGCUUCGCCGCACAUCAGGAUUGGCGCUUCGACACCAUUUCCAUCCUUAGCAUCGACAUGCUUCCAAACAACAACGGCGACUCAACAAGGCAGGCACUCAAGCAGGCUGCGACCUCUGGUGGCCUCGCCACCAAGGGCAAAUUUGUGCCCUCCGAUCCCAAGAACACAGAAGUAGGCUGGGGAGUCGUCCACUUAUUUCGAGAUGGACACGAUACACCGGGACUAUACGACGAGGUGGAAGGGGCACACGGGCCUUUCAUAGAGGAGGACUGCACAACCCUUUGCAUCCUGGCUGUACCCUCGUACAUGACGCCGUCAGAUUUUCUCGGUUUCGUCGGAGAGCAGACAAGAGAGGACGUUUCGCACUUCAGACUUAUUCGAACGGGUCGGGCAAACAAGUACAUGGUGCUCAUGAAGUUCCGGGAAUCAAGCAAGGCAAGAGAAUGGAAGAAGGAGUGGAAUGGCAAAACAUUUAACAGCAUGGAGCCCGAGUACUGCCACGUCGUUUUUGUCAAGUCGAUCAAUUUCCAAGACGGCGAUGCUUCGACCCGUGAUCCAUCCUCGUAUCCCGAUCUAACAAACGACCCAUUCACACCGGCCGCAACCCAGGAAUCUACCACGCCGUUGCCGCCAAAUUCGAGUGUAUCCCCGUCCGCCGAAAGUAGCUCGCUCACAACGGCGCUCACGACCAAGCCACAUGCGCCUCCCACGCCCGCUCUAGUCGAGCUACCAACCUGCCCUGUCUGUCUUGAGCGCAUGGACGAGACCACGGGGCUGCUUACCAUCCUCUGCCAGCACGUCUUUCAUUGCGCUUGCCUUGAGAAAUGGCGCGGCUCGGGCUGUCCUGUAUGUCGCUAUACUCAGAAUGACGCCUUCACGUCACAACACGGUCUCGACGGCGACGCGCCAGAAAAUAUGUGUAAGGACUGUGGUGCCACCGAGAACCUAUGGAUUUGCGUCAUCUGCGGUAACAUCGGUUGUGGACGCUACGACGAGGCGCAUGCCUUUGCCCAUUUUAAAGCUACGAAACACACGUAUGCAAUGGAUGUUGUGUCUCAACACGUUUGGGAUUAUGCAGGCGACGGCUACGUUCAUCGUCUGAUCCAGAACAAGGCCGAUGGAAAGCUGGUCGAUCUUCCUGCCUCAACGCAUCAGUCCGUGGGCGGCGCAGGCAUGACCGGCUAUGCCAACGAUAGCGUUCCGCGCGAAAAGCUGGACAACAUGGGCAUGGAGUACGCCUUUCUGCUCACAUCCCAGCUCGAAUCCCAACGCGCAUACUUUGAAGAACAGCUUUCAAAAGCAACAGACAAAAGCACAAAGGCCGCAACUGCAGCGGAAGAAGCGUCACGCACGGCAUCUACACUAGCGAAAGACUUCAAGGCUCUGCAACAACAGUACAUCGAAACCGUAGCUACGGUGUCUGGCCUGGAGAAAGAGAGCGCAAGAAACGCACAAAGGGCGACGUCAGCAUCAGAUUUGGCCCGCACCCUGACAAAGCAAUACAAGGAAGAGAAAACCAUCAAUGACUCCUUGCUGACACGCAUCAAGCAUCUCGAGAAGGUUGCUGCCGAAGCCGAAGCCAAAGUCAAAGAUCUAGAAAGCCAGAAGGCGGAUCUCGAGGACCAGAACCACGAUCUGUCCAUGUUCAUAAGCGGAACGCAGAAGAUCAAGGAAAUGCAGGAGAACGAGGCCUUUGGCCUGCAGGAAGGCGAACUCGAGGCCGGCACCGUCGAAGUCGGCAAGAAGAAGAAGGGCAAGGGCAAGAAGAAGGUCUAGAAGCCCACGCCUGGCAGUGCACAAUCGUGCCCCGUCAGCCCUGCAAGUGACUGCCGCAAGACACCAGAUUCCGCAACUGCGUUCUGGACGGAGGAAGCUCGCGCGCGCAAUGCGAUGAUCGACCAGGACGCCGAAG
Molecule: messenger RNA, 2259 nt
Organism: Boeremia exigua
Lineage: Eukaryota; Fungi; Ascomycota; Dothideomycetes; Pleosporales; Didymellaceae
Product: BRCA1-associated protein 2-domain-containing protein
Exons: 1
Coding region: 57-2123 (688 amino acids)
Biological process (GO): Ras protein signal transduction; protein ubiquitination
Cellular component (GO): cytoplasm
Molecular function (GO): ubiquitin protein ligase activity; zinc ion binding
Source: RefSeq, a predicted model, not a curated record